Molecule: messenger RNA, 2570 nt
Organism: Labrus mixtus (cuckoo wrasse)
Lineage: Eukaryota; Metazoa; Chordata; Actinopteri; Labriformes; Labridae
Gene: rad54l
Product: RAD54 like
Exons: 18
Coding region: 245-2467 (740 amino acids)
Biological process (GO): reciprocal meiotic recombination; double-strand break repair via synthesis-dependent strand annealing
Cellular component (GO): nucleus
Molecular function (GO): DNA translocase activity; ATP binding; ATP-dependent chromatin remodeler activity
Source: RefSeq, a predicted model, not a curated record
UCAGGCUUGCCGUAGUGUUGUUCAACAUUUAGCGCGAAAUUUCAUAACAACCUGAUAAAUGGUGAGCGUAGCUGCUGCUGUAUGUCAAACUGUAACGAGUUGAACUUCUCCUUAUAGGUGACGUUUUUAGUUUAGUUCACAAUAAAAGUUAUAAGUGGUAACCGUCAGAGCAGCUCGUUGUUUCUGGGUAACACGGUAACUGAGGAGCCUCGUCUUUACAGCCACCUCGAAGCAAAAAGAGACAAUGAGGAGGAGUCUUGCUCCCAGUCAGCUCGCGAAACGGAAGCAGGCGGACGACUCCAGUGAGGACGAAGAGUGGACAUGUAGAAGUGAGAGAAAAAGAAAAAGCACCAACGAGAUAAGAGAGAGCCACAUUUCUCCCUUCAGAAAGCCACUCACACAACUGAACAACCGGCCUUCGUGUCUGGAUGGUGACCAACAUGAAGCGUUUAUUCGAAGUAUCCUCUCCAAGCCGUUUAAGAUCCCUAUUCAGAACUACACAGGCGCAUUGGGAAUCAGGGCGCUUGGUCUGAAGCGUGCAGGAGUAAGAAAAUCCCUUCAUGAUCCCUUUGCAGAAGAUGCUCUCGUUCUUUAUGAGCCUCCAACCCUGAGCGCACAUGACCUCAUCAAAGCUGACAAAGAUAAACUACCAGUCCAUGUUGUUGUGGAUCCAGUUCUGGGAAAAGUUCUCCGACCGCAUCAGAGAGAGGGGGUGAAGUUCCUGUGGGAGUGUGUGACGGGCAGACGCAUCGCUGAGUCGUAUGGCUGCAUCAUGGCCGACGAGAUGGGCCUGGGGAAGACCCUGCAGUGCAUCACUCUCAUGUGGACCCUGCUACGCCAAAGCCCCGACUUCAAACCGGAGAUAGAUAAGGUCAUUGUGGUUUCACCCUCCAGUCUGGUACGCAACUGGUACAACGAAGUGGGAAAGUGGUUGGGAGGACGUGUGACACCAGUGGCCAUCGACGGAGGUUCAAAGGACGAGAUCGAUAGACAGCUAGUGAACUUCAUGUCUCAGUAUGGUUUGAGAGCACCCACCCCGAUAUUGAUCAUUUCAUAUGAAACAUUUCGGCUGCAUGCUCACGUUCUGCACAAAGGCAAAGUGGGACUGGUCAUCUGUGACGAGGGACAUCGGCUGAAAAACUCCGACAACCAGACGUACCAGGCUCUGAACGCCAUGAGUGCCCAGAGGAGAGUGCUGAUUUCAGGCACGCCCAUUCAGAAUGACCUGCUGGAGUACUUCAGCCUGGUCCACUUUGUUAACACCGGGAUCCUCGGCACCGCCCAGGAGUUUAAGAAACGCUUUGAGCUUCCAAUCCUCAAAGGGCGCGAUGCAGAUGCUUCUGAUAAAGACCGACAGACAGGAGAGGAGAAACUCAAAGAGCUCAUCAGCAUUGUCAACAGGUGUUUGAUACGGAGAACAUCUGACAUCUUGUCCAAAUAUCUCCCUGUGAAGAUUGAGCAGGUCGUGUGCUGCAGGCUGACUCCUCUGCAGACUGAGCUGUAUAAACGCUUCCUGAGACAGGCCAAACCCAUCGAGACUUUACAAGAGGGAAAGAUCAGUGUCUCCUCCCUGUCCUCCAUCACAUCGCUCAAGAAGCUUUGCAAUCAUCCUGCCCUGAUCCAUGAGAAGUGUGUGGCCGGUGCGGAAGGCUUCGAGGGGGCGCUGGAUCUGUUUCCACCGGGCUACAGCACUAAAGCUGUGGAGCCUCAGCUCUCUGGGAAGAUGCUGGUUCUUGACUACAUCUUAGCGAUGACCAGGAGUACGAGUAGUGACAAGGUGGUGCUCGUCUCCAACUACACUCAAACACUGGACCUCUUUGAAAAGCUGUGCCGGUCUAGAAGAUACCUCUAUGUCCGACUGGAUGGCACGAUGUCCAUCAAGAAAAGGGCCAAGAUUGUGGAGAAAUUCAACAGUCCUUCUAACCCAGAGUUCAUCUUUAUGCUGAGCAGUAAGGCGGGUGGAUGUGGCCUGAAUCUGAUUGGUGCUAACCGCCUGGUCAUGUUUGAUCCUGACUGGAACCCAGCCAAUGACGAGCAGGCGAUGGCCCGGGUGUGGAGAGACGGCCAGAAGAAGACCUGCUACAUCUACAGGCUUCUCUCUACGGGAACUAUCGAGGAAAAGAUCCUGCAGAGGCAGGCCCAUAAGAAGGCGCUGAGCAGCUGUGUGGUGGAUGAGGAGCAGGACGUGGAGCGACACUUCUCUCUUGGAGAACUCCGAGAACUCUUCACUCUCAGUGAGGAGACCACCAGUGACACACAUGACAAAUUUCGCUGUCGGCGCUGCGUGAACGGCAGGGAGGUUCGUCCUCCUGCAGAAGACUCCGACUGUACCAGCAACCUUUCCCAGUGGAACCACUGCUUCGACAAGAAGGGCCUGAGGGACCAGGUGCUGAAGGCCUCCUGGGACGCUGCUGUGUCCUUCGUCUUCCACCAGCGAUCUCACGAGGACCAAAAGGGCGUUUCAUAGCAGGAAGGAAACGCUGCACCUUGUGGACUGUAUAUACUGAUAUUUAUUUGUUGGUCUUUUAUUAAAAAACAGAAAAAAAUAAAGAAGAAUCUUUGACCAUGUA